UCCAUCCGAAGCUAGCUUGAAAGACAUGGGAAAAUGCGUAUCAUCUUGUUCAAAAAUUCAAAUAAAUGACACGUGUGCCGAAUUUUGCGAAAAUGGACUGUUUUUGGACGAAAAUGAGUGUGUAAUGCAAUGCUCUAAACAUAAAUUUGUUUACAUGAGAACAAAGCAGAGUUUGAUUUGUUUAGAAACGUGUCCAAACCAGAUGGUCGCCAACACAACAGGUGAAUGUAUGGAGAUGGAUGAAUGUAAGGACUUUAUUUAUAAAGGCAGAUGUCAAUCAACAUGCCCAUCUUUUUCCUUCAUUGUGGACAAGGAUCAAUAUAAAUAUUGUUCCUCCCUGGAAAUAUCAUACAUUCUCUUUUCAUUGAGCGUGUUGAUUUUGAUUGCAGUUGUAUUAUUCGUUUCAUGGAUAAUUGCUCGCCGAUGUUCGGCAUCAAUGAAGCAAAAAAAGUUCCUGAGCAAAGAAAGCAUAUACGACAAAGGAGAUAAACAUUAUAUCACUAAUGUCGACCUAGCCAUACCAAAAAAGGUAUCAAAACCAAAUAGUGGAAGGGAGAAUCUUGCUUUCUCCGGUUCCAGUACUAGAGAGGCCGAAUUUGAGGAGACACGUUUGUGA
Molecule: messenger RNA, 616 nt
Organism: Saccostrea cuccullata (small rock oyster)
Lineage: Eukaryota; Metazoa; Mollusca; Bivalvia; Ostreida; Ostreidae
Exons: 2
Coding region: 26-616 (196 amino acids)
Source: RefSeq, a predicted model, not a curated record